AUGGAAAAAUUCUUGUUUGCAAAUCAACGUGAACUUGAUGCUGCUGUAGGAAGUAUAUUUUGGGCUGAUCAACAGGAUAUUAUCUUUAUCUACAGUGUAUCUUCUCAAAUAGUCACAUCGUCUUCAAAAUUUGAAACUGUCUAUGUCACGGCAGGAAUACAUUCGACUGAUGUUGUCAUUUGUACAGAGGAAGGUGUUACGGUUGAAGAUGAUGAACUCUUUAUUGAAAUUAUCGAUUUGGAAGGAGAUCAGUCAACAAACCUAUCACUAUUGAAAGAUACAUUUUAG
Molecule: messenger RNA, 288 nt
Organism: Rotaria sp. Silwood2
Lineage: Eukaryota; Metazoa; Rotifera; Eurotatoria; Philodinida; Philodinidae
Source: the annotation of a GenBank genome assembly